UCGGAGCGGGCGAGGGAGCCCAGCCAGCCAGGAGAGGAGGCAGCCCUCGCCGUCGGGAACAGGCGGGCAAGCGGGAGGCCGGGAAGGCGCCGCGCUGGCCUUCCUUGAGCUCGGGAAGAGGCCUGCCCGGGAGCCGAAGGGGAGCCUCUCCGACAUGCAGGCCCGGCGGCGCUCGCUGCUGCCGCCGCCUCCCGAGGAUCAAGCAGAAUAUACAGAUUCAAUUCAACUAGCUGAUUGGGCAGUGUAUAUCAUGGAUAGACAUUGGUUCAUUCGUUUCUUUAUGCAUGUGUAGGAGAAAAAGGUUCAGACAAGGAGCUGGGUGGCAUUUCCUGACAAAUGGAGAACUAUUUCCAGGCAGAGGCUUUUAACCUUGAUAAGGUUUUAGAUGAAUUUGAACAAAAUGAAGAUGAAGCUAUUUCACCUGCUUUGUUGGAUGCAAAGUGGAAUAAGAUCCUAGAUCCUCCUUCCCAUCGGCUGUCUUUUAACCCAGCUCUGGCCAACGUGAAUGAAUCCACAAUUCCUAACGAGUGUCCGCAAAAGUUGAAGUCAUUCUCCCUGUCUCAGCUAGCCACUGCAUCAACUGGAGGAGGAGAUUGCUGUUCUAAUGGAAAGAAUCUUAAUAUAAGACAAGAAAGCCCAAACAUGUGGAUUGAUGAUCAGGCAGCAACAGAUGAUCAUCAGCUAGUUAAGAGAAAUAGCAAUCGAAAUGCCCUGUACAAUUUGAUGGAUGAAGAAGGAAGGAAAAAGAAACCAGAGGAAAAAAACGUUCUUGUAGUAGCAGUCAUGCAUAACUGUGACAAAAAAGGACUGCAAAGUGAUUUGUUAGAUUGUAGAAAUUACAGCAAUUCCCCCAGAAUGGAUACUGUUAGCUUUACACUGGAUAAUGAAACCCAACAAACUGACCACAUUGAUGUCACUGUAAACGGGUCCAUUGAAAAAGAUUCAGAUACUGAAAAAGAUGCAGUACAGGCAAACAGGCUACCUGCAGAGGAAGAUUUUUUCAACCAUUGUAGUGUUGCUGCUUCUGCCUCCUUAUCCAGUGGAUAUUCUUCUCGGUUAAAGGAGAAUGAUAAUUCAAAUAAAGACCUUCAUUUCUCAGAAACUGCAGCAGCAGGGAUGAAUGUAAUUACAUUGCAGAGGCCACUUGGCCCUAGUGUUAAAAUACAGCAAAGCUGUGCAUCAGGUGAGGGUUUUGAUACUGAUGCUGUUGCUCAGCUGGAAACUAGAAACUGUUUACCUAGUUCACGUAAUGGUGGUUUCUCCACAGAGGUUUCUGUUGCAGAACCAGCAGCCCAGCCAUUUCAGUCAGGGAUAUGUGAGGUCUCUGCAACUUGUCAGCCAAAUACGCUUGAAAGUGGUAAUCACGGUGAAAGUUCUGACGGACAUUUGGCCUCUAUGGAUGUUGGUGCUGCUGACAAUGAAGCUGACAAAUAUGAAAAAAUACUCAGUUCAACUGAAUUGCUCAGCACGACAGUUUGUUUAUCAGAAUCUCAGGAGAUGGCAAAUGGGGAACUGACUAAAGAAAAUCAGAUCAGUAAUGAGCAAACACCUGGGGAGGAUGAAACACUGUUGCAUACAGCAAAGCGGGAGGAAGCAUGUAGUAGUAAUGGAGAUAGCAGCGAUGGCAUGACAGUAGCAAGUCAGGACUUAAAGGGAGCAUAUAUGGAUGAGUUUGAAGAUUCCAGCCCCACUGAUGUCAUGAGUACAUCGGCAUCAAGUGCUCUGCUCAAUUGUUGUGAUUCCUAUGGAAUACAGAACCCAAUUCUUGCUCAUAUUCCAAAGACUUUACCCUCCAAGGAAGACUCAGUGACUGAGGAAAAGGAGAUAGAGGAGAGCAAAUCAGAAUGUUACAAUAAUGUUUAUGAACAAAGAGGAAAUGAGGCCACAGAGAGAAGUGGGCUCAUUUUGAACUGCACUGGUGACCAAAUUAAAAAAAAACAUUUACAUAAUCUCUGCAGUCAGGUACCAUCCGAAACAAGUCAAGCAUCACCAAAACAAGCAGCUAGUCUGCAACCUCUCAGUGUUCCUUUUGGUGGUGCCCGACCCAAACAGCCUACAAAUCUUAAACUACAAAUUCCAAAGCCAUUAUCGGACCAUUUACAAAAUGAUCUGGUUCCCCCAAACUGUGGAGGAAACAGUAAAAACAAAAAUGAUGUAUCUGGAAAAGUAAAAGUAGGUGAAAACAUAGCAAAUGUAUUUUCUGAUGAAACAUCACUGAGUGCAUCAGUCACAGAUAUUGGCGGGGAGCAUUCUGAUGAUUAUAAGUCUGGGGUUUCUAGUAGUUUGUGCCUUGCAGCAGCUUCAGAUAGUCCGGACAACGACCUUGGAGCUGGCCAGUUUGGAGUUCCUACAAGAAAGCCAUUUACUACUUUGGGUGAAGUGGCUCCAGUCUGGGUUCCAGAUUCUCAAGCACCAAACUGCAUGAAAUGUGAGGCCAGAUUUACAUUCACUAAAAGGCGACACCAUUGCAGGGCCUGUGGGAAGGUCUUCUGUGCAGCCUGCUGCAGUCUAAAAUGCAAACUGCUAUAUAUGGACAGAAAGGAAGCCAGAGUGUGUGUAAUUUGCCAUUCGGUCCUAAUGAAUGCACAAGCCUGGGAGAACAUGAUGAGUGCCUCAAGCCAGAGCCCUAAUCCUAACAAUCCUGCUGAGUACUGUUCUACCAUUCCUCCCUUACAACAAGCACAGGCUUCUGGAGCUCUGAACUCUCCACCACCUACUGUUAUGGUACCUGUGGGAGUCCUAAAGCAUCCAGGUGCAGAAGUGGCUCAGCCCAGAGAACAAAGACGUGUUUGGUUUGCUGAUGGCAUCUUACCCAAUGGGGAAGUUGCUGAUGCAGCCAAAUUGACAGUGGCUGGAACAACCUCCCCUGGAGCGCUAGCAGUGUCACAUGAUCCAAGCAAACCCAUGAGCAACACUACUUCACCCGUAGAGACUGAAAACACACUUGCAUUUUCAAGAAGCAUUACUCAGGUUGGAAGUCCAGUUGGCAGUGCGAUGAAUCUUAUUCCAGAAGAUGGGCUUCCUCCAAUUCUUAUUUCUACUGGGGUGAAAGGAGAUUAUGCUGUAGAAGAAAAACCAUCUCAUAUAUCAGUGAUGCAGCAGUUGGAAGAUGGUGGCCCUGACCCCCUUGUGUUUGUUUUAAAUGCAAAUUUGCUGUCCAUGGUUAAAAUUGUGAACUAUGUGAACAGGAAGUGCUGGUGCUUCACUACAAAAGGAAUGCAUGCUGUCGGCCAGUCAGAAAUAGUAAUUCUUCUCCAGUGCUUACCUGAUGAGAAGUGUUUGCCGAAGGAUAUUUUCAACCACUUUGUGCAGCUUUAUAGAGAUGCUUUGGCAGGCAGUGUUGUGGGUAAUUUAGGACAUUCAUUUUUCAGUCAGAGUUUUCUCGGCAGUAAGGAGCAUGGCGGCUUCUUGUAUGUUACACCUGUGUAUCAGUCGCUGCAGGACUUGGUGCUCCCCACUCCACCAUAUUUAUUUGGAAUCCUUAUCCAGAAAUGGGAGACUCCUUGGGCCAAAGUAUUUCCCAUCCGACUGAUGUUGAGACUUGGAGCUGAAUACAGGUUGUACCCGUGCCCACUUUUCAGUGUCAGAUUUCGUAAGCCACUGUUUGGAGAGACUGGACACACAAUUAUGAAUCUUCUUGCAGACUUCAGAAAUUACCAGUAUACACUGCCAGUUGUCCAAGGCUUAGUGGUUGAUAUGGAAGUGAGGAAAACCAGCAUCAAAAUUCCCAGCAACAGAUACAAUGAGAUGAUGAAAGCCAUGAACAAGUCCAAUGAGCAUGUUCUAGCAGGUGGGGCAUGCUUCAAUGACAGGGCAGACUCUCAUCUCGUGUGUGUGCAGAAUGAUGAUGGGAACUAUCAGACACAGGCCAUCAGUAUUCAUAAUCAACCGCGGAAGGUGACUGGAGCUAGCUUCUUUGUAUUCAGUGGAGCUCUAAAGUCUUCUUCAGGCUAUUUGGCAAAGUCCAGCAUUGUAGAAGAUGGAGUCAUGGUCCAGAUAACAGCUGAAAAUAUGGACUCCCUGAGGCAGGCUCUGAGGGAGAUGAAAGACUUCACUAUUGCCUGUGGUAAAGUGGAUGCUGAAGAGCCUCAAGAACAUGUGCACAUUCAGUGGGUGGAUGAUGACAAAAACUUCAACAAGGGUGUUGUAAGUCCCAUUGAUGGAAAAUCAAUGGAGUCUAUCACAAGCGUGAAAAUAUUCCAUGGCUCAGAGUAUAAAGCAAAUGGGAAGGUCAUUAGGUGGACAGAGGUUUUCUUUCUGGAAAAUGAUGACCAACACAAUGGCCUAAGUGACCCUGCUGACCACAGCAGGCUGACUGAGAAUGUGGCCAAGGCUUUCUGCCUGGCCUUGUGCCCUCACCUGAAGCUUUUGAAGGAAGACGGGAUGACCAAGCUGGGUUUACGUGUUACGCUUGAUGCUGAUCAAGUUGGCUACCAGGCUGGGAGCAAUGGGCAGCCACUGCCUGCUCAGUACAUGAAUGACCUGGACAGUGCCUUAGUUCCAGUGAUUCAUGGAGGGGCAUGCCAGCUGAGUGAGGGCCCAGUCAUAAUGGAGCUUAUUUUUUAUAUUCUGGAAAACAUCUCAUAAGGACUUCAUUUUCUGUUCAGACCUGUUCCAGCAGCAGCUGUAUCUGAAUCAUUUGCACUUUAAAACUGGAAAAAUUAAGCUUUUGUUAACACUAUUAUGAGGGGGUGGGUGCGUGAUUGAGAACAGUUGUUCCAUAAUUCUGAAUCGUCUAUGCAUUUGUCAACAAACAGGAUCAGGGCAGCUUCUAUACUACAAAAUGGCUAUGCUAUCUUUGCAGCUAAUACACUUCUGUUACGGAUUAGAAACAAACAAUGGUCAUGUUUUAAGACAAUUGCAGUCAUGUAUUCAAUGCUCAAACGGGUGCAGAGAUCACUGGGGAGUAAAUAAAAGGAAAGGAAAUGUAAACAUUUCUGAUGUUUGUAGAUGAACUUAUUAUGAAGACCUCCAUUCUGACCUCACUAUACUGCCGCUUAUGGUUAAUUUCUCUAGACAUUGAAAUUAUCGUUUACAUUAUCUUGACCUGAUUAUUGGUUGAAGUACCUCCAAGACAUGUCGGAAUAUUCUAUAGAGAUGUACAGAGAAAGAAAGCAGCAUGACUGAGGGUACCUUCUACGUCUGUCCCAAGCAAAGCAGAAUCUCUCUAGAAGCUGUAUGUAAAUUACGCUUGCAGUUUGUGUGUAUAAAUAGGAUAGUUUAACUUUAUUUUUCUUUAUUUGUGAUAAAACUGUUCCCUAAGCCUGAUGACAUAGCAAAAAUCUGCCCUCGUAAGUUUUGAGAGAGCCUGUCACAGGCGUGAGAAUUGUUAGGCUUAAAAAAAAAUAAGUUACCAUGGAAAUUUGUUCUUUUUGUAGUUUGGCCCUGGGUUUUUUUUUAGGUAACUUUUUAUUUUCCCAUUUGGUGUACAUUUAUCCCCACCAUUAAGCCUGCACUUAUCUAACACUUUAUAGUAGCAGCACUCUGUAAAGCUAGCCUGUGAAAACUGUAAUAGUUUGGCUGCUGUUGCAUGUUUUGCUUUCACUUCAGGCUGAGAAGUUUGCACUCUGUCUCACCUAAGACGGCACUUAUGAGAAGAACGGCUUGAGCCCUUUCACUGCAGCGUACAAAGCUGGCAAUGAGAGUAAGCAAAAGAACACGAGCACGUUCCUAUUAAAUCCAAUUUCCAUCCCUGAGCAACUGCUAGCCCUGUGGAAAGAGCUGUGUCCACAUAAGAGAGAAAGCAAACCUAAGCUUUAACAAGACACAGGCUGCUGUUAUUCAAGGCUGGCCACCCCCCUCCAUGGGUAAGGAGGACAGUCUGGCCUUUUAAAGAGCAAUCUAAAAUUGGAGCAGCAUGGGCAAAAUGGUGAGCAUUCAAGGGUAAGGAGGGGACAGCAGUUGUUCCAAGCCUGUCAAGAAAUUAUUUUUUAAAAGCAAACAUAUAGCAGUGAGAGCUGUAAUAGUUAACUUUCCUCUGUGGGUAGGAAAUCAUAGUUGAGCAAGGUGCUACUGCUUGCCUAAGAUUAGUAAUAACAAAAAAAAAGCCCUCCUAGUACAACCUAUGUAAACUGCAACUAGAACAUAAGGAAGUCAAGGCAUUAGAACUAGACCCCAAAUUAAAUGGCUGGAGAAGUUAACCCCACCUGAAUACAAACACUUCUACUGAAUUUAUUAAUGGUGGGCCAUAUGCUAUGAAGACAGUUAAAUUCUUAGCCCAUGCUGAACCUGAAAAGAACUCAGGUGCUCAAUAUUCUGCCCUGGGAGACAGGGUGGGCAUAAAGAGGCUCCUUUGCAGAAGAAGGGCCUUACAUUUCCUGCUCUUUCUUUUCCUUGCAUAUAAAAAGUUGCUUUUAAAUUUUACUUCCUUCUGUGACAACGUUCAAUUUUACAGACGGAAGCUGAACUCUAUUUAGAUUUUACAUGGCUGCAGUAGAUUCCUACUUCAAGAGAUGGCAUUCCAAUUUCACCACAGAAGUAGCUUUUUCAAUGACUUUGUUUUGCUAUUAAACUUACUGAUAGAGGGAAAAUACUGACUUUUCCUUCCUCCUUUCCCCCCUGCAGAAAAUCAUUUGUUUGGGUUAUGUUUGUGCAAAAUGCUAUUGACUGACUGGUUUGCUUCAACCAUAGCCUUUAAAAUGACCUUAAAAUUUACCAUAAUGUUAAGAAAUGAGUACUUGUUUAAAGAGAAAAAUGUACUUUUAAAAUUCAGUUACACUGCAAAAGACUGCAUAUUAUAUUUUUAUUUUCAACAUGUAGUUUUGUAUAUUAAAUUUAUUAAAAUUAAAAACUGAA
This is a messenger RNA of Podarcis raffonei (Aeolian wall lizard), 6795 nucleotides long. It is a transcript of the gene ZFYVE9, whose product is annotated as zinc finger FYVE-type containing 9. The coding region runs from base 337 to 4587 and encodes 1416 amino acids. The transcript is spliced from 19 exons. Gene Ontology annotation, molecular function: metal ion binding. Gene Ontology annotation, cellular component: early endosome membrane. Gene Ontology annotation, biological process: endosomal transport. The record is from RefSeq and is a predicted model, not a curated record. NCBI's taxonomy places the organism in Eukaryota, Metazoa, Chordata, Lepidosauria, Squamata, Lacertidae.